CAUCUGUUGACUUUCAUCUUCUUCAAAAGAUACAUUCCCUCUGUUGUCUUUGAUCAAUCAGUUAAUUGUAUAAUGACUCGGUACGAGAAGGAAGGACAUGCUCACCACAAUGAUCAAAUCAGUUACUUACCAAGUAAUUUAACUGAUAGCAUCCUAUCAAAAUUGUCCAUCCAAGACUUGAUUAGGACCAGCAUAUUAUCCAGGGGUUGGAGGUAUAAGUGGACUUCAGUUCCACAACUUGCGUUUGAAAAUGAUUUUUUUGAAAAAUGCAAGCAUCUUGAAUUCCAUGAAACCUCAAGUGUUAUUACCCAAAUUCUUUUACUCCAUAGUGGCCCAAUAGUGAAGUUUACCCUUUACAUCCCUAAAAACUUCCCAAUCAAAAUGGAAUGCCUCAACAAGUGGAUUAACCUUUUAUCUGGAAAAGGGAUUAAAUUUCUUAAGAUUGUGAACCUACAAAAUGUGCCUUUUCAAACACCAUCUCACAUAUUCUCUUGUAAUCUAUUGACUCACCUUGAACUUUACAAUUUUAAACUAUCAUUUGUGCCUAAUUUUGGUGGGUUUAAAAGUAUGUUCACCCUUAUUCUAGAUGAUAUUAUAUUUGAGUCCAAUGCACUUCAAAGCCUUAUGUUUGUUUGUCCAUCACUUGUAAUACUCACCAUUUCAUAUUGUUCUGGCUUUGAGUGUAUUAAUAUCUGCUCUCCUACUCUCAAAGACUUGCGUGUAAGUGGUGAUGAAUUUAUCAAAUCAAUUUGUUUGGAGAAAGCAAAGAAUAUGACUCAUCUUUCGCUCAUGAAUGAUCAACCUGGGAAUAACUUUGAGAGAGACACAGUAACUAAUUUGAUAAAAGGCUUGUCGAAAAUUGAAAGCAUUUGUCUUGGAGAGGGCUACAUCCAGAUCUUCUCUGAAGCAGGUUUUCUUCCAAAGGGGCUACAAACAUCAUUCAACACCUUAAAAUAUCUAGAAUUAGAUUCUGUGAAUUUCUGCAACUCAAGGGAGAUCUUAUUUGUUAUUUCUUUACUUAAAAGUUCUCCCAACCUAAAGGAACUUUUAAUAGAGAGUCGUUAUACCAGCAACGUGAUGGAACAACCACACACAUUGGAGGUGUCGAAAUACAAUAGUUGUUGCCUUAGUCAGCUUCAGACUGUGAGUAUCAAUGUAUACAAAGUCUGUAGGAAUACACUGAACUUCAUACAAUAUUUGCUGGCUAAUUCCCCAUCAUUGGAAUCCAUUGCUUUCACCAUUGAUGCCAUUCAAGAACACAGUAUAUUAGGUAUUAAACAAGAUUUGCAACAAAUGGCACGAGUUUCAAAAAAAGUAGAAGUUGAGUUAAGUUAUGAGUAUAUUUAUUAG
Messenger RNA from Cajanus cajan (pigeon pea), 1350 nucleotides. Its product is annotated as F-box/FBD/LRR-repeat protein At1g13570. NCBI's taxonomy places the organism in Eukaryota, Viridiplantae, Streptophyta, Magnoliopsida, Fabales, Fabaceae. The record is from RefSeq and is a predicted model, not a curated record. Gene Ontology annotation, molecular function: protein binding.